Messenger RNA from Mycena indigotica, 678 nucleotides. Its product is annotated as Peptidoglycan-binding domain protein. The record is from RefSeq and is a predicted model, not a curated record. The transcript is spliced from 4 exons. NCBI's taxonomy places the organism in Eukaryota, Fungi, Basidiomycota, Agaricomycetes, Agaricales, Mycenaceae. The coding region runs from base 79 to 678 and encodes 199 amino acids.
AGGGUACGGCCACCUUUCCUUCCUCUCCGACUUCCAUCUUUCUGUCCUCUUCUGUUUCUUUUCUCUGCUGAACACAACAUGGGUCGUUGGUCGCAGCAAGAUGAGGACUCCGAACGACUCCCAGCAGGCAUGACACGAAUUGGUUAUGAUAGCGACACCCAGCGGUACUACUUUCGGGACAGAAAUGGCUCUGUAUGGCAAGGUGCUCAAGGUGCAGAGUUUAGUGAGAUGACCAGAGUCGAUGGACCGUCCGGUUACGACACUAACGAGGACCUGGAAGCUGCUCCUCGGCGCUCAGACGGCUACCAGCCUCUUGCCACUGAUUCUUCUGCUCGGCUCUCACCCGCCUACUCGUCUGCCUACCGCACUCUAUUCCCUUUCUUCCUCCUAAUCGGCGUUGUAUUGCUUCUGAUCUGGCGACUGAUCCUUUCUCCUGGCCUCGCAGCUCCCAAAAAUCCUUGUCCCGACCCGGAAACACGACGGUACACUGUGGAACCUGGCGAUAGCUGCUGGGAGAUCGCCAAAGCAAAUGGAGUGACGCUGGAACAACUUCGUCGUGCCAAUUAUGGUCUGGAAUGCGAAAGGCUGAUACCUGGCUCGACAAUGUGUGUUCCCAAGGCCACACUGCCUAGCGAUACCAUGAAGAAGCGGGCGGUGGGCGUCAGUUAUCGCAAGUGA